UCGUGGAUGUCCAGGGUGUUCAGAACAAGAAAGUAGCACUGCCGUGUGAUAUCGAGCCACGCAACAAGGAGGACCAGGUUUACAUGGUGCUCUGGUUCAAAGAGGCAGACGGCGAACCUCUGUACAGCUUCGACGUGCGCGGCCGCGAAUACGGUCAGGCCAAGACGUGGUCGGCGCCGCGUGCGUUCGGCUCGCGGGCCUUCUUCCGCACGGCGACGACGCCGGCGCAGCUGCUCGUCGACGACCUGGCGCUCUCUGACGAGGGCGUCUACCGUUGCCGCGUCGACUUCCGCGACUCGCCGACGAGGAACCUCAAGAUCAACCUCACCGUCAUCAUUCCGCCCCAUGGGAUCGUCAUUUACGACGACAAGAGACGCGACCGCAGCCAGGUGAAGGAGGCAUACAACGAGGGCGCCGUUGUCAACCUCAUCUGCGAAGUCUCUGGCGGCCGCCCGAUGCCGCGAGUCACGUGGUUCCUGGAGAACACGGUGAUCGACGACUCGUUCGAGCAGCGGCCGGCUGACGGCCUCACCGUGAACCACCUGACGUUCCCCAACAUCGGCCGCCAGCACCUGCACUCCCGUCUCAUCUGCCAGGCGUCCAACACCAACAUGGCACCGCCUGUCACCAAAUUGGUCGUCCUCGACAUCAACCUUAAGCCAGUUUCGGUGAACAUACUGACGAGGGAGAAAGCUGUGUCUGCUGACCGUAGGUACGAGGUCGAAUGCAAGUCUUCAGGGUCGCGACCUGAGGCCAUCAUAACCUGGUGGAAGGGUAGCCGCCAGAUCAAGCGACACAAUAAGAACUUCUCGGAGGAUAGCGGGGCGAGCCGGAGCAUCCUCACGUUCAUCCCGGUCAUCGAUGACGACGGCAAGUACCUGACGUGCCGGGCCGAGAACCCCUACAUCCAGGACAGUGCCUUAGAAGACAAGUGGCGGCUCAACGUACACUACAUGCCAGUUGUAACGCUCAAGAUGGGGUCCAGUCUCAAUCCAGAUGACAUCAAAGAAGGAGACGACGUAUACUUCGAGUGCAAUAUUCGCGCCAACCCUAAAGCUUACCGGCUCGCCUGGUUCCACAAUGGCCGCGAGAUGCACCACAACGUGACGGCGGGCAUAAUCCUGAGCGACCAGUCCCUGGUGCUUCAGGGAGUGACGCGGCUCAGCGCCGGCGACUACACCUGUCUGGCCGCCAACACCGAGGGCAAGGGCACCAGCAACCCGGUCACGCUACGCGUCAUGUACGCGCCGACGUGCCGCGACGAGCGCGAGCAGCUGCUGGGCGCGCUGAAGCACGAGACGGUGGCGCUGCGCUGCGAGGUGGACGCCAGCCCGGCGCCGCUCGCCUUCCACUGGACCUUCAACAACUCGGGCGAGCUGGCCGAGGUGCCGCCGGCGCGCUACACCAGCCUCGGCGCCAUCUCCUCCCUCAACUACACCCCCGUCUCCGAUAUGGACUACGGCACGCUUGCCUGCUGGGCCACCAACGCGGUCGGCAACCAGCGGGCGCCGUGCGUCUUCCAGGUAGUGGCCGCAGGGCGACCGUUCCCGCUGGUGAACUGCACCGUGGUGAACCAGACGUCGGACUCUCUGCACGUGGAGUGCCUGGAGAGCUUCGACGGCGGGCUGCCGCAGAGCUUCCUCAUGGAGGUGCUGGAGCUGCCGCAGCUGCAGCUGCGCCGCAACGCGACGGCGGGCCGCGCGCCGCCCGCCUUCGACGUCUUCGGCUUGGAGGCGGGCGCCAGCUACCAGGUGCGCCUGUACGCCGUCAACGCCAAGGGCCGCAGCGAGGCCUACGUCAUCGACGCCGUCACGUUCAAGGGCGUCGCCAAGUUCACAGGGCCGUCGUCUGCGGCGCCGAUGAACCCCGUCCUGACGGCGCUGGUGGCCACGGCGGCCGCGCUGCUCGCCGUCGUCUGCGCCGUCAUCGUCGCCCUGUACCGCCGCCACCGGCACCGCCGCCAGCCGCGACACGACAAGCGUGGGCCCCCAGGGGCCAGCGGGGGUGCGGUGUCGACCCGGUCGUCGCUAGACGCGCUGCAGGAGGCGCACCUGGCUACGGCGCCACUCACGCCGGGCAUCGGACAGCCGGCCGGCGCGCUCGCCCAGGAGGACACCGACCCGGACCUCAUCCCCAACAAGUACGAAAGACGGCCGAUCAAGGGCUUCAUGAAGAUGUACAAGACGCCUCCGCAACGACGACGGAAAAAGAGCGUCAGUGGAGCGUGCGACGGCGGGGACGACGACGACGACGACGGCGACGGCUGCUGUACGGAGGCAGUCCUCGUGGGGACUGUGUCAGCGGGCACUGGCCUGGGGGGCGCGCAGCACCGCGGCGGGGGCGGGGGCGGGGGCGGAACCCUACACAGGCUUCUCGCCUGCAAGGAUGCGACCGCCCUCGCGAACUGCAACAGCGUGUCUCCCGGCCUGCGCUCGGCGGCGACGUCUCCGUCGGGCGGCGCCGCAACGCUGCCGCCGCUGCUGUCCGGACCCGAAGUCGUCACGGCGUCGCACCGCAUCCAGGAGAGCUGUAUAUAGCCACGUCACACACAAUCACACACACUGCCCGCUCAUCCGAAUCAAUACUCUUUAUAUUGUAAAUACCAAGACUAAUAAAAGCAUUAAU
Molecule: messenger RNA, 2625 nt
Organism: Schistocerca cancellata (South American locust)
Lineage: Eukaryota; Metazoa; Arthropoda; Insecta; Orthoptera; Acrididae
Product: neural cell adhesion molecule 2
Exons: 14
Coding region: 84-2537 (817 amino acids)
Molecular function (GO): protein binding
Source: RefSeq, a predicted model, not a curated record